Messenger RNA from Trichogramma pretiosum, 1237 nucleotides. Its product is annotated as zinc finger and BTB domain-containing protein 41-like. Bases 209 to 1237 code for a protein of 342 amino acids. Gene Ontology annotation, biological process: regulation of transcription by RNA polymerase II. NCBI's taxonomy places the organism in Eukaryota, Metazoa, Arthropoda, Insecta, Hymenoptera, Trichogrammatidae. The record is from RefSeq and is a predicted model, not a curated record. Gene Ontology annotation, cellular component: nucleus. Gene Ontology annotation, molecular function: DNA-binding transcription factor activity, RNA polymerase II-specific; sequence-specific DNA binding. The transcript has 2 exons.
AGAAGUAAAAUCAUCUCAGGAAGUGCCGACGACUAAUUGUUGACGAAAUUUCGAAGCGAGAAAUAUGGAAUCCAUUGACCAUUGUAUCAAGUAAUUUUCAUUUUUUGAGAUGAUAAAUACAUGACAACACAUGACUUGAUCUCAUUGAGGUUAUUUCAGAGUGAAAGAGGAGCCUUGUGAUGCACCACUCAUUGAAAAUGAUGGUGAAAUGAUUGACGAGAAACCCGAUCUUAAGAACAUCCAACUCUUACCACAUCUGCCAGAAAAUUCAAUGCCUACCGCUCGGAAAUGUGAAGGAAAUCAUGAUAUUGUACGCGAUGAUAAAUUGAAAAUAGUUUUUGAAUGCCAAGACGUCAAGCCCAACAUUAAUUUAUCAUCAGUUCAGAAAAUUGAAGAUGAUUCGCGAGAUAUCGAAUAUAGUGAUGGUUGUAAAACUCAAAACAAAAUUAAUAUAGAUCCUGCAGUAGUAGUAAAACAAGAAAUCGUGGGUGAUGCUGCAGAAGGAUCGAAUUUGAAUUUCGACCCUAUAAUUGUCGAACAAAAUAAAAAAAGAAGAAUUACAAAAAAACUUAACGAAGAUCAUGAUCUCAAAAAAUACAUGGGUGCGAUGCAUAGCAAUACAACCCUAGCAUGUGAAAUAUGUGCAAAGAAAUAUUCAAAUAAGUAUAAUCUUAAAAUCCACAUCGAGUCGGUGCAUAGUGGAAUCACUUACGUAUGUGAUAUAUGCCAAAAGACAUUCUCAAGUAAUAGUAAUCUCAAGAAACACAUCGAUUCAGUACACAAUAGAGCCACAUAUGCAUGUGAUGUAUGUGGUAAGUCAUUCUCACAAAAAGGUAGUCUUAAAAGACACAUCGAUACCGCACACAAUGGCGUUAGAUAUGCAUGUGAUAUUUGCGGCAAAUCAUUUACUCAAAAAUUUGGUCUCAAAAAACACGUCGAUGGAAAACAUAAUGGUGUCAAACUUGAAUGUGAUGUUUGCAGAAAGUCAUUUUCACUUAAAACUAAUCUCAAAACCCACAUCGAUUCGGUGCACAAUGGGGUCACAUGUGUAUGUGAUGUAUGCGGAAAAUUCCAAAUCCACAUCGAAUCGACGCACAAUGGUGUUACAUACGAAUGUGAUAGAUGUGGGAAGAAGUUUAAAGAAAAGGCUAAUCUAAAACUUCAUAUUGACUGGAUGCACAACGGUGUUAAUGCAUUCAAAACGUGUGGCAAGAGGGGAAUUCGCAAACAAAAGUAA